AUGAGAUUCCUAAAAUUGUUAUUAAAUAUUGGCGUAAUAUUGAUUACAAAAAUGAUUUUUUGCAUCGGUAAUAAUUUAGAAAUUAUUGAUCGUUUACCCAACAACACGAUACCUAUUCAUUAUAACAUCAAUCUGACACUGUAUCUCGAAGAAGGCAACUUUACUUUUCAUGGUGAAUCCAAUGUCAAUAUCGAGAUUCGUUAUAAAUCGUCAAAAAUAAGCUUACAUUCGAGAGAUUUAGAAAUAAAUGAAACAACGACAACAUUGAUUAAUGACAAAAAUACGGUUUAUAAACCGAUGAAACAUAUUCAUAAUAAUGUAACGAACAGUUUGACACUGAAUUUUAACAAUAUAUUAUUACCCGGUUUUUACAUCUUAAAUAUGAAAUUUUCUGGUAAUCUAUUACCUGUAUCUCGGCAAGGAGGUUUUAUGAAAUUUCCGUACACAAUUGAUAAAGGAAACGACACUAAAUGGGUAGCUGUAACGUAUUUCGAGCCGAAUGACGCCAGAAGAAUGUUUCCAUGUUGGGACGAGCCAGCGUUAAAAGCCACCUUCAACAUUUCUGUAAAGCAUCAUCAAAAGUAUGGUGUAUUGUCGAAUAUGCCAAUACGACAGCAAUUUUUAGAACAAGAUGGCAUGAUGCAGACACACUUUGACAUCACUCCUAUAAUGUCUACUUAUAUUGUAGCGAUUGUAAUGUCCGAUUUUAUCCGCGUUCCUAAUGCAAAUGAGACAAUCAAUAUGUGGUGCAAGUCGUCUUUAUCGUCGAAAGUAAAAUUCGCACACAGUAUUGCUGAAAAGGUCGUAGAAUUCUUAAUUCAAUAUACUAAUAGUUCUCAGAAGGUUCCAAAAAUGGAUCACGUCUUGAUAUCGAAUUUUACAGUUAGUGGCAUGGAAAAUUGGGGACUCAUCAUUUAUGAUGAAUCAAAAAUUAUCUACGAUGACAGCAGCGAUCCAAUAUAUCGGAAAACAGAAGUAGCAUUAAUAAUAGCACACGAACUUACACAUCAAUGGUUUGGCAAUUUGGUUACUCCAUCUUGGUGGCCCUAUCUGUGGUUAAGCGAGGGAUUUGCUGCGUUCUUCGAAACGUACAUAAUAAACAAGAUUUUCCAAGAUUGGCGGUUGAUGGAUUUUCUUCUAAUUCGAACAAUACAGCAAUGUUUUCUUAAAGAUAUAAGCUCAAUGAACUCUGUUACAUUGAAACUUGGCAAUACUCUCGAAAAGAAGUCGUUGUUUUCUGAUGAAGUUUAUAAAAAAGCACCACUUUUAUUGCGCAUGUUACAUAAUAUAAUUACUGAUGAGAUAUUUAGAAAGGGUCUUAUUACGUAUUUGACUACGCAUCAAUUUAGCUCAGCCAGUCCAGAUGAUUUGUGGAGCGCCAUGCAAAGUGCUCUAGAUGAAUCUGAUGUCCCAUAUAAAGAUUAUAGAAUAAAAGAAGUAAUGGAUACUUGGAUGAAUCAAGAACGUUAUCCUUUUGUAGACGUGGUAAGAAAUUACGAAACUGGCGAAGUAACAAUAUCACAAACAUGUGUCUGGCUAUAUGGUGAGACUGAGAAUAAAAUUACUAAGUGGUGGAUUCCUAUAACUUUCGCUACGCAGUCCAAUCCGGAUUUCUCCAAUACUGUACCUCAUUAUUGGUUACGACCAGAUCAACAUAAUAUAAGCUUUAUAAUUAACCCAGAUGAUUGGAUUAUUGUCAAUUUACAACAAACUGGGUAUUAUCGUGUUAGUUACGAUAUCAAGAAUUAUCAAAAAAUUGCACAUUAUUUAAAUAGUGAAGAAUAUAAAAAUAUACAUGUUGUUAAUCGUGCUCAAAUCAUCAUUGAUUUGCUUGCUAUGGUGUUUGCUGAGCGGAUAAACGGAUAUUUAUUCGUCCACCUGAUAAGUUAUCUCUUUCAAGAGAGAGAAUAUGCGGCAUGGCAACCAUUAUUUCAAAUAAUAGAAAGUAUAUCAAAGAUUUAUUUACUGCCAGAGUUUUAUCAUAUUAAGGUACGUUUAAUACAACUCCUCGAGAGACUUCUUUACUACAUAGGAUAUGUAGACAAUCCUAAUGAUGACGAUGUCACAAAACUGGUAAGGCUAAGCGCUUUAAAAUGGGCAUGUACUCUUGGUCACGAGGAAUGCAAGAAAAUGGCCGCACUUAAAUUAAGUGAACAUCUCGUGGAUCCUAAAACUCACAAAAUUUUAUAUGAGGAGGAAUUUAUGUACUGUAUUGGUAUGAUGGCAGCCAAUAGGACUACUUGGGAUAAAAUGUUGGAAUUAUAUCUAAAAAACGAAAAAUUGAAAAUACAAAUAUUAGAAAGUUUGAGUUGUGCUGAAGAUCCUGAUAUUAUUAUCAAUUACUUAAAUAUUAUAUCAUUGAACACUUCAUUAUUUCACGAUGAUGAGCAUUCUUUUGUUUUCAAGAAUGUUCUUGAGAAGUAUGCGUGCAACGACAAAAUCCGUGACUACGUAUUAAAAAAUGUGGAGACUAUAAAACCUAGAUCAUUUACUACAACUGCAGUGAUAAAGCUUAUUCUUGAAAAUGUUUACUCUAACGAACAAAUUGACAAGAUUUUCGAAAAUUAUAGGCGGACGACGGAAUUAUUUAUGAUUCAGAAAAUACAGCAAUGUCUUUUUCAAGAUACAGGUUCAUUAAAUUUUGUCACAAUGAAACUUGGCAGUACUCUUGAAGAUAACUUUUUUAAAUUGAAUUCUCUUGUUUAUGAAAAAGCAUCAAUUUUAUUACGCAUGUUACAAAAUACAGUUACCGAUGAGGUAUUUCGAAAAGGUCUUAUUACAUAUUUGACUAAGCAUCAGUUUAACUCGGCUACUCCGGAUGAUUUGUGGAGCGCCAUUCAAAGUGCUCUAGACGAGUCUGAUGUGCCGCACGAAGAUUACAGAAUAAAAGAAGUGAUGGAUACUUGGAUGAAUCAAAAACACUAUCCUUUUGUACACGUAAAACGAAAUUACAAAACUGGGGAAGUAACAAUAUCACAAACAUGUGUCUGGCUAUAUGGUGAGACUGAGAAUAAAAUUACUAAGUGGUGGAUUCCUAUAACUUUCGCUACGCAGUCCAAUCCGGAUUUCUCCAAUACUGUACCUCGUUAUUGGUUACGACCAGAUCAACAUAAUAUAAGCUUCACAAUUAACCCAAAUGAUUGGAUUAUUGUUAAUUUGCAACUCACUGGAUACUAUCGUGUUAGUUACGAUAUCAAAAAUUGGCAAAAAAUUGCACAUUACUUAAAUAGUAAUAAAUAUACAAAUAUACAUGUUCUUAAUCGUGCUCAAAUCAUCAUUGAUUCAUUUAUAUUGGUGCUUAAUGAUCGAAUGAUUGGCUACUCAUUCCUUCAACUCAUAAGAUACCUUUCGAAAGACAGAGAUUAUGUGGCAUGGCAACCAUUAUUCGAAAUUAUGGAACGUAUGCCGAAGGCUCUUUUACCACCGGAAAUGAUACAUAUUAAGCUACGCUUCAAGCAUCUCUUUAACGAGCUUCUUGAAUACGUAAAGUACGUAGAAAAUCCUAAUGAUGAUGAUAUCACAAAAUUGACAAGGAUAAACGCCUUAAAAUGUGCAUGUAAUCUUGGUAACGAGAAAUGCAAGGAAGUGACCGCGCUUAAAUUAAGCAAACAUCUCGCGAAUCCCAAAACUUACAAAAUUUCACAAAAGGAAAAAUUUAUGUAUUGUACCGGUAUGAUGGCAGCCAAUAGAACUACUUGGGAUAAAAUGUUUAAAUUAUAUUUAAUAAAUAAAAAAAUAAAAUCGAAACGAAUGAAUUUAUUGGAAGGUUUGAGUUGCGCUGAAGAUCCUAAUAUCAUCAUUAACUAUUUAAAUAUAUCAGCAUUGAAUACUUCAUUAUUUCACAAUAAUGCGCAUUCUUUUAUCUUCAAGUACAUUCUUAAAAAGCAUGCACGCAAUGAUGUAAUUCUUGAUUAUAUAUUAAAAAAUUUUAUGAUUAUACUUCCUAGAUCAUUUACUACACAUACAGUGAUAAAAUUUAUUCUUGACAAUAUUUAUUCUUACGAACAAAUUGACAAGAUAAAAAGAUUCUCAGAAACUACUUUCAAUCAUAGUCCACUCAUUUUGUCUGAAAUUAAAGAAUUGAUAUACAAGAAAAGAAUAUCUUACGAAAUUGAUAUGAAUAACAAGUUUACUUCAGAGAAUUUUUCGUCUAUUUCUCGCGAUAAUGUUUAUAUUUUCAAAUUGCCAGUACUGUAUCUAUUGGAUGUGGAGGACAUACAACGAUGCUUACUUCAAGAUAUAGGUUUAUUGAAUUCUAUCACAUUGAAGUUUUCGCUUGGUGAUACUAUAAAUGAACUUCCGCAGUAUUCUACUGAAAUUUAUAAUAAAUGUAAGAUUAGUCAGUUUAGCACAGCCACUCCGAAUGAUUUGUGGAGCGCCAUGCAAAGUGCUCUAGACGAAUCUGAUAUCCCGCACGAAAACUUCACAAUAAAAGGAGUGAUGGAUACUUGGAUGAAUCAAGAGCGUUACCCUAUUGUACAUGUGGAGCGAAAUUAUGAAACUGGCGAAGUAACAAUAUCACAAACAUGUGUCCAAUAUGAUGAGACUGAGAAUAAAACUACUAAAUGGUGGAUCCCUAUAACUUUCGCUACGCAGUCCAAUCCGGAUUUCUCCAAUACUGUACCUCGUUAUUGGUUACGACCAGAUCAACAUAACAUAAGCUUUAUAAUUAACUCAGAUGAUUGGAUUAUUGUUAAUUUGCAACUUAGUGGCUACUAUCGUGUUAAUUAUGAUGCUAAGAAUUGGGAAAAAAUUUUACAUUACUUAAAUACUAAUAAGUAUACGAAUAUACAUGUUCUCAAUCGUGCUCAAAUCAUUGCUGAUUCACAUGCCAUGGUAUUAGAUGAUCGAAUAAGUGGUUAUUUAUAUCUUAAACUUAUAAGCUACCUCAAGCGAGAAACAAAUGGUGUAGCAUGGCAACCAUUGUUAGAUAUUAUACAAAUUAUGUCGAAGCCGCUCUUCUUGACAGAAAUGAAACAUGUCAAGGAACGCUACAAGCAACUCCUUCAUAAACUCCUUCGAAAUAUAAAAUUCAAAGAAAAUCGUAAUGAUGACGAUGUCACAAAAAUAAUAAGGCUAGCCGCCUUAAAAUGUGCAUGUAAUCUCGGUAGCAAAAAAUGCAAAGAAGUGACCGCGCUUAAAUUAAACAGACAUCUCACAAAUCCCAAAACUUACAAAAUUCUACGAGGAGAAAAAUUUAUGUACUGUACCGGUAUGAUGGCAGCCAAUAGAACUACUUGGAAUAAAAUGUUUGACAUAUAUAUAAAAGGAAAAUUAAAAGAGGACCCAAAAAGAUUAUUGAUGGGCUUGAGUUGCGCUGAAAAUCCUAAUAUCAUCAUCAAAUCACUUAGUGCACCAGCAGCGAUAAAACUUAUUCUUGACAAUGUUCAUCUUUUCAAAGAUAUUAACAAGUAUCUCGAACUAAUCUGUUUUAGGUAAUAUAAACAGGAAUUCGAUAUGAUAUUCUUAAAGUUGUUAUUAAACAUUGGCCUAAUACUGACCAUAAAAAAAGUUUUCUGCAUCGGUGAAAGUUUAGAAAUUAUUGAUCGUUUACCGAACAACAUGAUACCAGUACACUAUAACAUCAAACUGGCACUAUAUUUCGAAGAAAACAACUUUACUUUUCACGGUGAAUCCAAUAUCAAUAUCAAGAUUCGUUAUGAAUCGUCAAAAAUAAGCUUACAUUCGAGAGAUUUAAAAAUAAAUGAAACAGCCACAACAUUAAUUAAUGACAAAGAUACAGUUUAUAAACCAAUAGAACAUAUUCAUAAUAAUGUAACGAACAUUUUGACAAUGAAUUUCAAUAAUGUAUUAUCACCUGGUCUUUACACCUUGAACAUGAAAUUUUCUGGUAAUUUAUUACCUACAACUACGAAAAUAGGUUUUAUGAAAUUUCCAUACACAAUUGAUAAAGGAAACGAUACUAAGUGGUUGGCUGCAACGCAUUUCGAGCCGAAUGGCGCCAGAAGAAUGUUUCCAUGUUGGGACGAGCCAGCGUUAAAAGCCACCUUCAACAUUUCUGUAAAACAUUAUCAGAAGUAUGAUGUAUUAUCGAAUAUGCCAAUACGAGAGCAAUUUUUAGACCAAGAUGGCAUGAUGCAGACACACUUUGACAUCACUCCUAUAAUGUCUACUUAUAUCGUAGCGAUUGUAAUGUUCGACUUUGUCCGCGUUCCCAAUGCGAACGAGACGAUUAAUAUGUGGUGCAGAUCGUCUUUAACAUCGAAAGUAAAAUUCGCACACAGUAUUGCUGAAAAGGUCGUGGAGUUCUUGAUUCAAUAUACCAAUAGUUCCCAGAAGGUACCCAAAAUGGAUCAUGUCUUGAUACCAUCUUUUAUACCUUACGGCAUGGAAAAUUGGGGACUUAUCAUUUACCGUGAAUCAAAUCUUCUCUACGAUGAGAACAAAAGUUCUGUAAUUAAUAAAAAUGAACAAGCAUCAUUGAUAUCACAUGAACUUACACAUCAAUGGUUUGGCAAUUUGGUCACUCCAGAACACUUACUGCAACUCUUUAGUAGGCUUUUUCAGUAUAUAGGAUAUGAAGAAGAUCUUAAUGAUAACUACAUCACAAAACUGACAAGGAAUAGAGCCUUACAAUGGGCAUGUUAUUCUGAUCAUGAGGGAUGUAAGAAAAUAAGCGCACUUAAAUUAAGUGAAUAUCUCGCUAACAAUGAAAUUCACAAAAUUCCAACAUUUAUGUAUUGUACUGGUAUGAUGGCAGCCAAUAGGACUACUUGGGAUAAAAUGUUGGAAUUAUAUCUAAAAAAAGAAUCAGAAAAUGAAAAUAAUAAUAGAACCUUAUUGUUGAGUUUAGGUUGCGCUGAAGAUCUUGAUAUUAUCAUAAAUUGUUUAAAUACGGCAAGAAAUGCUUCAUUAUUUUCCAAACAUGAAUUACUUACUACGACUGCAAUAAUAAGUGUUAUUCUUGAAAAUAUUUACACUAGCGAACAAAUUGAAAAGAUACAAACAUUCAUAGAUACUAAUGUCAAUCUAGAUUCAGACACCUUAUCUGUAAUUAAAAAAUUAAUAGAACAGCGUAAAGAAUAUCUUAAGAAAGCUGCAGAUUACGCCAAGAAGCGGUUUUACUACACAGUAAAAGAUAUACACCUGAAGUAA
Molecule: messenger RNA, 7116 nt
Organism: Trachymyrmex septentrionalis
Lineage: Eukaryota; Metazoa; Arthropoda; Insecta; Hymenoptera; Formicidae
Exons: 33
Biological process (GO): proteolysis; peptide catabolic process
Cellular component (GO): cytoplasm
Molecular function (GO): metalloaminopeptidase activity; peptide binding; zinc ion binding
Source: RefSeq, a predicted model, not a curated record